Choloepus didactylus (southern two-toed sloth) is the source of this 1177-nucleotide messenger RNA. RefSeq names its product mitochondrial fission process 1 (gene MTFP1). The coding region runs from base 138 to 638 and encodes 166 amino acids. The transcript is spliced from 4 exons. Lineage: Eukaryota; Metazoa; Chordata; Mammalia; Pilosa; Megalonychidae. Gene Ontology annotation, biological process: mitochondrial fission. Gene Ontology annotation, cellular component: mitochondrion. The record is from RefSeq and is a predicted model, not a curated record.
CCCUGCGGGCAGAGACAGAGCGACUUGCCCUUCAGCCCGGGACCUUCUGCCGGCGGUCCCGUCGCGGCGGUUAGGAGCGCUAGUGGAGGCCGGGGCGGCAGCGCGGCUGCAGGGGCCGGGACCGCGGCCGAAGCGCCAUGCCGGAGCCGCCGCCGCGGAGCGCCGAGCGCGACCUCUACCGGGACACGUGGGUGCGGUACCUAGGCUAUGCCAACGAGGUGGGGGAGGCUUUCCGCUCCUUGGUGCCAGCGGCCGUGGUGUGGCUGAGCUACGGCGUGUCCAGUUCCUACGUGGUGGCCGAUGCCAUCCACAAGGGCAAGAAGGCGGGAACUGUACCAGACUCUGAGGCAGGCCGCAGCACCAGGGUGGCCGUUGCCGUGGUGGACACCUUUGUGUGGCAGGCUCUGGCCUCUGUGGCCAUCCCGGGCUUCACUAUCAACCGUGUGUGUGCCGCUUCCCUCUACAUCCUGGGCACUGCCACCCGCUGGCCCCUGGCCGUCUGCAAGUGGACCACCACUGCCCUGGGGCUGCUGGCCAUCCCUGUCAUCAUCCAUCCCAUCGACAGGUCUGUGGACUUCCUCCUGGACUCCAGCCUGCGCAAGCUGUACCCAUCGCUGGAGAAACCCAGCUCCUCCUGACCCCACCCCAGUACCUGGCCUGAGGGUUGGCCCAGUUCCUGCUCCAUGCCAAGUUCUUCCCCCUGCCAGGGGAUAUGGAUGCCUGGGGUCCUGGGGUCCUGGGCCCUGGCACCUGAGUGGGUUUGAGCUUAGAGACCCAAGCCUGGAGGAGCAGCACCUGCAGCAAGUCACAGACAGAGGCAGGACCUGAACCCCAUCUGCUUUCCAUGGACUCCAUGAUACUAGGUGGCCAUGGUCUGGGAAUGGACCUUUCAGCAGGAAAGUAACAUCCUCCCAACGGACGGGGGAAGGGGCUAAAGCCCGGCAAGGGCAAAGGAUGUACCCAAGAUCGCUUGGUGAGCCGGAGACCCAAGACUCCCAGCUGCUCAGCUGAGUGCCCCGUGGCAGGGUGUUUGGACAGUGGUAGGUGGGCACUCAGGGAGAAACAGAGAAAUGCCAUGGCAGGGACGCCUGAGGUCUGAUCCAGCCUCUCUUGGUGCUAGGGCUGCUGGGGCCUGGCCAGACCCUCCCCAGGGGCCCAAUAAAUCUUUAAUGGUUGA